Messenger RNA from Neltuma alba, 1695 nucleotides. RefSeq lists its product as uncharacterized. The transcript has 3 exons. Lineage: Eukaryota; Viridiplantae; Streptophyta; Magnoliopsida; Fabales; Fabaceae. The annotation marks the transcript as partial. The record is from RefSeq and is a predicted model, not a curated record.
CAGAAAGAAAGGAAGAGAAAACGAGAAAGAAAGAGGUUGGAGGAGAAAGGCAGAGAUUUCAAACCUUUUGAAAAUCUCUAAGACUGCUUUGAUCCUUCAACAAGUCUUUCUGUAACCCUAGUUCACUUUCAUCUUCCGCAGCAUUCUUCGCCUCUUCAUACGCAAUCAUUUCUCCGACGUCAACUUCCUAUUCUUCUGCUCGCCGGAAAUGUCAGGAUCAGCCUCUGCCGGAGCAUCCGACGGAGUCACUAGUUAGGGUUUUAGUUUCUUAUUGAGGCCUCACCAUUAUAGAUCCCUGUCUGAUUACCGAAUUGGGCAAAAAAAAAAAAACGAUCAUAACCGCCUCGUCAGCGCGGGUUGCGGUCGCUGGAAUUGUGUUUUGGUGUUGACUUAAUUAUGGCGAAGGGAGGCCAAUGCAUUGAGAAGGUUCGGAGGGGCAUUUGGAUGGUGUUCUUCAUGGUGGCAAUGCUCGCGUCUUUGCUGGUUACAUCGUUGCCGGUGCUCGUGGCGCUUGUUGAUGUGUUGGUACCUUGUGUUUUGAUCUCCAGCUUUACGUGCGUGAGGUGUUACGAUUUUAAAGAACAUUUGCGUCGAUACACAUUCAAGAGUUCCUUGACAGACAUUCCCCUCGUUUCUAUCAUAAGAUCUCUCAUCAUUAUAUGCGUGUAUAGCAUUUGCGAUGGCCCUGCUUUAUCACAUGGUCCUUACCUUGGAGCCGUCUCUCUGUGUUCCUUUCUCUCAGUUGUUCUUCUUUCAGUAAAAGCUUGUGUUUUCACCGUAAAUUCUCACAUUGAAGCUGAAGCUGCAGCUUCUCUCUCAAAGCAGAGACUCCAUUUGAAGAAGUCAUGGGGAAUGCCUGUACUUUUCCUCUCAUCAGUUGUUUUUGCCCUUGGCCACAUUGUGGUAGCUUAUAGAACCAGCUGCAGGGCGCGGAGAAAGCUAUUGUUUCACCGGGUUGAUCCAGAAGCUGUACUUUCAUGCAAAGUUUUCUCUUGCUAUCAGAAGGUCCCACGAUCUCCUACUCCUUCUGUAGUGAGAACCCCAAAAAGUGACAGUGAAAUGAGACGGAGACCUUUUGGGACAGCUUGUGAUGAAGAAAUGCCACCCAAAUUAGUUGCAGACUCUGACGGCUUAUUCAUUACAUGUCAAGGACUUACAGUCCAUUACAAAGUCAGCUUGCCUGGUUCGCCACCACAUACCCUGUCCUCUGCAUCCAUUGUUGAACCAAAUUUUAGCAAUGUCACUUCAUCGGCUGGGGGAUUUGCUAAAUUCAAUGGGCAUUUGGCGAGUAUGUCUCCAAAGAUCCAGAGGCAACUCCACAGGAGCUAUAGCAAUCAAUUCCAUGGCUCAUCACUCUAUACUCCACUUCUGGAUGGUCCUGUGACUUCUCCAGCUGUUUCUGAAGAUAUACCUGCUUUGUGCUUGGAAAACAUUCAUGAAGAAACUAAUAAAUUAGAUUCUAUGAAUUUGGAGAAAAAUAUGGAUGGUAGCACUAAUGGUGAAUUAGGGGUUGUUCUUGUACACGGAUUUGGUGGUGGAGUCUUCUCUUGGAGGCAUGUUAUGGGAUCUAUUUCUCGACAAAGUAAUUGCACUGUUGCUGCAUUUGACAGGCCUGGCUGGGGACUAACAUCAAGGCCUCGUCGAAGGGAUUGGGAGGAAAAAGAUUUACCUAAUCCAUAUAAGCUGGAUAGUCAG